Messenger RNA from Pisolithus orientalis, 544 nucleotides. RefSeq lists its product as uncharacterized. Gene Ontology annotation, cellular component: mitochondrial small ribosomal subunit; mitochondrion. The transcript is spliced from 3 exons. Gene Ontology annotation, biological process: mitochondrial translation. The record is from RefSeq and is a predicted model, not a curated record. Gene Ontology annotation, molecular function: structural constituent of ribosome. The coding region runs from base 67 to 399 and encodes 110 amino acids. NCBI's taxonomy places the organism in Eukaryota, Fungi, Basidiomycota, Agaricomycetes, Boletales, Pisolithaceae.
GAAAGAAAGCCCAGCACUACCAAAACCACACUCGUCGUCGAGGUUGGACAGCAAACCAAUUAUUGAAUGGGACCCAGGCUACCACCCAACGCGACCCGUGCCAUCCUUACGCUGCUCCCCAAGGAGCUCCCUCCGUCUCUUCAAUCAAAGCCGGCUACUCUUUGCCAAGUGUUGUCGAGGUACCCUCGGGAUGGCGUCGGCCAAACUGUACAUCAAAGUCGGUGGGCACAGAAGGGCAUUCAUAGCUCCUACUGGCAGGUCACAAGGACGAAACUAAAGCUCGAGGGUAAACAUGGGAGAGCAUGGGGGAGAUUAGUAUGGAAGGGUAAAAUGGUGAGCGAGCGUGAGGAGCUGAUACCUGGCUCACUAAAGUAUAAUUGGUCGACUGGGAGCUCGUGAUAUCGCCAUUCGUAAAACCCUGACUUGUCCUCGCUUCCUGGGAGGCUAUCUGAUGUAGUUUAAUCCUGUUCCAUAAUGACAUCGAGCUCGAAUAAAUGACAUAGACUUUUACUGAGCCGUGUGUGAGCUGCGAGGCCGACAGGGG